This is a messenger RNA of Leopardus geoffroyi (Geoffroy's cat), 7869 nucleotides long. RefSeq names its product potassium voltage-gated channel modifier subfamily G member 2 (gene KCNG2). Lineage: Eukaryota; Metazoa; Chordata; Mammalia; Carnivora; Felidae. The transcript has 5 exons. Gene Ontology annotation, biological process: protein homooligomerization; potassium ion transmembrane transport. The record is from RefSeq and is a predicted model, not a curated record. Gene Ontology annotation, molecular function: voltage-gated potassium channel activity; protein binding. Gene Ontology annotation, cellular component: voltage-gated potassium channel complex; membrane. Bases 2343 to 3707 code for a protein of 454 amino acids.
AAAAAAAGAAGGAAUGUAUCAUCUCUUGGUUUGAAAAGCAUCCAAGGAAUGAAAAGUCAUGAAACUUAGAAAUAUCUAGAAAAACCGACUACUUUGGAAAAUAUUAGUGAAGCGAGAGAUUAGACGUGUUACUCGCCUCCUCAGCCGCACACUCGGGAGACGUCCGCUGAGCUCACACUCGGGCUUCCGGGCUUCACAGAGAAAACCGAAGCUAUACAAAAGUGCAAAUGCGUAAACCAGGACAGGAGUGUAAUGUUACCUAGCAAAAGCAACCGGGAGCCUCCUGGGGGGGGUGCACACCAUCUCUGGCAGCCCCGCCCCGGGCUUCUGUCCUCGUGAACCAGCCACACAGCACCCCUCCCCCCCCAGACGUGUGGCUGCCAGAGGGUCCAGUGCCCCCAGCGUCAGCCCUUUACUGACGCUGCCCAGCUGUGACUUCGACAACAAUCGAAACACAGACGAAACACUGGGGGGUUGGGAAACAAGGCAAGACAAAUAAUAGGAGAGAAGGAGACACAUAGGAGGGAAAUUACAGACCAGCCUGGCAUGAAAAAAGACACACAACAAAGGGAACGUGGAGUAAGAGGUAAACGGAGGUACAUGCACAGCGGCCCUGAGCCCACCGGAUGCCUGCUUAGUUACAUCGCGUUUCUGAAAGGCUUUCCGGAAUGUCUCCGCUGAUGCACGCCAAACAAAAUGGGAGAUGCGAGUUGCUGGAACAGUCCAGGCGGGAGAUAGAUUGCGGCCGGCCCAGCGGUCAGGCCCGGUGAGUUGAUCGCCGGCCAGCACCAGUUCCCAGGCAGAGCUCCGUGAGCCCUCCGGGACCUCCGGCACGGCCUGCCUUCGACAGCAGUGACUGUAUCCGUGCCCCGGCCUUGUGGAUUUGCCUACGGCUCGGGGUGAGGAAGCAGCAAGACGUUGCACGACAGGAUUAGGUUUUCUGAGACUCUUCAUUGCCAAGAAUCAGAGGACUGCAAAUUAUGGAUCAGGACAAAUAAAAAAACAACCAGCUGUAGAGAUUUUUGUUGACUAAAAAGCCAAGGUUGACCGAAACUGAUGCAGCGUCAGAAAAGCCCAGAUGAACAGGGGUCUCGCGUCUGGAAAAGGGAGGUGACGGGCCAGUCCCACUCUGCACAGUCACGGAAACCCAGACACUCGCUAAAAGCUUCAGGGUCUGCAGGAGGCAGCCAGGGUGCAGCUGGGUCUGGAAAAUUCCUCCGGGAGGAACUGCAAGGGACUGAAUAACGUUCAGCCCGAGAAGUCAUACAAACCCACCCACAUCCUUACCUGUGUAAAUAAAACUACCAGCUGAGUGCCAGGCACACGAGAACUUUCCAUGAGUUAUCUGUUUGCCUACUGGUCCUUCAGUGCGUGUUCUCGGGUGGAGGCUUAUGUGCUGUGGUUCCCGGAGGCCCCUGCAGGGCAGCUGGGUACCUGCUCCGGAGAGGCAGAGUUCUGCUGGCUCUGGGGAAGACUGCUAGGAGAGGCGACGAGGACAAGCCAUGGCAAGUGACAAGUCGUGGCGUCCCGAGGGAAGGGUGGCCUUCCAGGGCCGCUGGCCAGGCCUCUCCUGCUCUGAGAGUCAACCAGGGUUUCUACGGAGAAGAACCCUCUUUCCAAGGUCUCCGUGUUCAGGCUCAGGCUGGGGGGAGCGCCUCCUCCCCGGCAAUGGAAACCAGGAAACGAGUCCUCACCCGAGGCCGCGUGGGUCACCCAAGUUCAUGACAGGGACGCAGCUGGGAUGCUGGCCCAGACGGCAGGCCCUCUUGGCGCGGGACCCGCCGUCUCCAGACCCGAGCGGCCUUCCGGAGGGUUCCCGGGGCCGCGCCCACGAGGACGGCCCGGGGUCUCCCCUCUACCACAGGGUUGCUGCGGGUGUGGUUUGGAGGGGCGCCACGUUGUGUGCGUGUGUGUGAGCGCGAGUGUGUGCGAGCGAGUGUGAGCGCGUGGGGCGCGCGCGGCGCGGGGUCGGGCCUCGCGUGUCCCCGAGCGCCCGCUGAGAGCGGACCCGGCCCUGGGGACCUGCGGCCGGGCGCGAGGGGGCGCCGCGCCACCGCCGCGGGGCGGAUCGCCGGGGCCCGAGCCGGGCCGGGGGCGGCGCGCGGGGCGGUGCCGGACUCCGCGGGCUGCGGGCUCCGGAGACGCCGCGCUCCGCCCCGAGGAGGCCACGGCCGGACGAGCGGAGCGGCGGCCCGCGGGGUCCCGGCCCCGAGGGACCUGAGAAGCCCUGGCAGGGGCCUGAUGAGAUGGCAGCAUUUGCAAAGGGCCGCCUGGGAUGAGCCCCCGCACGGGGAAGCCGACAGGAGGCGCUGCGUCCUGAGCGCGGCCGGGCGCCCGGGGCCAUGGCGCUGCGCCCCGAGCCCGCGGGCGGCCGGCGCGUCGUCACCAUCAACGUGGGCGGCUGCAGGGUGCGCCUGGCCUGGGCGGCGCUGGCGCGCUGUCCCCUCGCGCGCCUCGAGCGCCUGCGGGCCUGCCGCGGCCGCGACGAGCUGCUGCGCGUGUGCGACGACUACGACGCGGGCCGCGACGAGUUCUUCUUCGACCGCAGCCCGUGCGCCUUCCGCGCCAUCGUGGCGCUGCUGCGCGCCGGGAAGCUGCGGCUGCUGCGCGGCCCGUGCGCGCUGGCCUUCCGCGACGAGCUGGCCUACUGGGGCAUCGACGAGGCGCGCCUGGAGCGCUGCUGCCUGCGCCGCCUGCGCCGCCGCGAGGAGGAGGCGGCGCAGGCGCGCGCGGGGCCGCCGGGGAGCCCGGGCCGCCGCCUUCGGGACCUGCUGGACGACCCGCGCCCGGGGCCGGCCGGCAAGCUCUUCGCCUGCGUGUCCGUCGCCUUCGUGGCCGCCACGGCCGUCGGCCUGUGCCUGAGCACCAUGCCGGACAUCCGCGCGGAGGAGGAGCGGGGCGAGUGCUCCCCCAAGUGCCGCAGCCUGUUCGUGCUGGAGACGGUGUGCGUGGCCUGGUUCUCCUUCGAGUUCCUGCUGCGCUCGCUGCGCGCCGAGAGCAAGUGCGCCUUCCUGCGGACGCCGCUCAACAUCAUCGACAUCCUGGCCAUCCUGCCCUUCUACGUGUCGCUGCUCGCGGGGCUGGCGGCGGGCGGCGCGGGCGCGGGCGCGGGCGGCGCGGCGCUGCUGGAGCGCGCGGGGCUGGCGCUGCGCCUGCUGCGGGCGCUGCGCGUGCUCUACGUCAUGCGUCUGGCGCGCCACUCGCUCGGGCUGCGCUCGCUCGGCCUCACGGUGCGCCGCUGCGCGCGCGAGUUCGGGCUGCUGCUGCUGUUCCUGUGCGUGGCCCUGGCCCUGUUCGCGCCGCUCGUGCACCUGGCCGAGCGCGAGCUGGGCGCGCGCCGCGACUUCUCCAGCGUGCCGGCCAGCUACUGGUGGGCCGUCAUCUCCAUGACCACCGUGGGCUACGGCGACAUGGUGCCCCGCAGCCUGCCCGGCCAGGUGGUGGCGCUCAGCAGCAUCCUCAGCGGCAUCCUGCUCAUGGCCUUCCCGGCCACGUCCAUCUUCCACACCUUCUCGCGCUCCUACUCGGAGCUCAAGGAGCAGCAGCGGCGCGCCGUCGGCCCCGAGCGGGCCCCGCGCGACGACAGCACGCGCUCGGACAGCACGCGCUCGGCCCCCGCCACCGAGGACGGCGCGCAGGGGCCCGGGGGCGGCCACGGCUGCCGCCCGGGCCCGGGGCCCGCUCCCGAAGAGCCUCUGCAGAAGUAGAGCCUUCGCCUUUCCUCCCGCCCGCCGCGCGACCCGGCGGGGGGGGGGGGGGGGGGAGAGAUGGGGGAGGGGAGGGCCCACCCCGUCAGGCCGCCCCGCGGGGCGUCCACUGCAUGUCGCUCGAGCCAGCGAGGUGCGGGCGAACAGCGCUUCCAGCCCGGUCGUUCCCUCAUCCGCUUUCCGCCUUCCCUUUGGAGCUCGGCCUCUGGCCCAGAAACUCCGAGCUUGCAGCAAAUGCCAGAAGGCUCUGCGGCCGGCCCAGGGCGGGCAGGUAGGGGAGUUCCCUGAGGAGCAGCCGGCCACAGGGGGUCUAGGGGCCAUGCCCCACCGCGAGGGAGCCCCUGCCUGCACAUGGCGCGCUGCUGAAGCCCACUCCCCCGACAGGGACAGGGGCAGAGGUGUCCCAUCCACGUGGCCACCCACGCCCAGACCUCUGACCUCCCUCCCCUAGGCCAGCUCCGUGGGGGCUUCCUGGACCCCCUCCCCUUCCCCCCACAGGCUCUCCCUGAAAAAGACUCUGCAAAGCUCAAGGCCUGCAUGCUUCCCGGCCCUUGUGCUGGCCUUGGACGUGCUUACCCUCCGGGGUGCCUCAGGAACACCCCCUGGUUCUCCAAGGGCCGUGGGGGAGGGGCUGGGUGUGCAGCCGCUGGAACCCCGUCCUCACCAAAGCAUGAGCCUGUUUCUGCUGCGGGCAUGAAGGAAUGGAACUUUCCGAAUCAUGUUACUUUGUACUUUUUCAUGUUAAUGAGUCGGGCCAUGACAUGGGAGACAUUGCUGCCACAGGCCCCUGGGAGGAUCACCCGCAGCAUCCGCCCCCCCCCCCCCCCCCGCCCCGGGACCUGCUGACACCCGCACCCACCCUGCCACCAUCACAGCUUUGGCAGGGGCCCUGGUGCGAGGCCAGAGCCAGGACACGCUGGGUGGGGCUGGGGUGGGACCCUUGCUCUGGGGACAUUUCCUAAGAUGCUACCGCAACCAAUAAAAAGUGCCACCUCUCCUGCACAUACCUCUGCUGAGUUCCUGUGGGCAGCACCGGCGUCUGCCCCAGGCACAGGGGCUCCCAGGCCAGGAAGGGGUUUCCUGCCAUCGCAGGGAAGUCCGUGUGUGCAGAUGGCGGGGCACCUCUGCCUGGACAAAGCCCUCGCAUGCAAAGCCGGGUUGUACCCCUGCGAGUCCUACCGCAAAGAGCCCUGUCCCUAAAUCUGCAACCACACUGUGACCCUCCCCCCCGGGGGGCUGGUCGUUCUCUGGGAACCAGGCUGGAAUAGAACCCGGGGCUGGAACUGCAGGCUUUACAAACAAGCCCCAGCUCUGGGGCGGGGUGGACUGCCUCUCGGCAGACAAGUUUCCCCUGUAUCUGCUUCCUCCUCACUCCCAGCCUCACUUUCACACACACACACACACACACACACACACACACACACACACCUGGGCUCCACUGCUGGAGUCUAUAGGUCAGUGUCAAGUGGGCAAGGGCAGUGAGGAGUAGGGAGGCUGAAAUAACGGUCUUACCAGCAGCCAAGAAACGUUCUGGGAUCAGAAUGAGCUGAGGGUCCCCAAACCACAUGCAGGUGAAGGCUGUCUCCCACCGUCUGCUCUCGCAUGGAUGCUCACAUCAGCUCCGAGGCAGAAAGGGUCCCCUUGUAUCAGAUGGGGACACGCUCUGUCCACAGUAGACCAGGCCAUUCGCACCCGGCCUGACACCUGCCCCCCCAGCCCAAGCUUCUCCCUGGGGCAGGCUCCUGGCAGGGGGGAGGCUGGGCUCCUGCCCUGGAACCCGCACUCCCUGGGGCAGGCUCCCCUGCUCCUUCCUUCCUGGGUCCACGUACUCAAGCAGAGGCCAGCAGGGCUCUGCCAGGAGAGAGGGCAGGGAACUGGGGGCCAGGGGAGCCCCCCUGAGUGCAGGCUCUCGGCAGACUGAAGCCGGAAGCCUAGCCCUGCCUCUUCCUGAUGUGCCCGGUUAGCUGAACCCCCAGAGGAUGGGGCUCGGGAACCCACAAACACACCAAGGGUGGCCGCGCUCUUGCAGUGACGGCAUUGGGUCUUGCUCAACCCGGGCGCCGUAGCUGGUGCCCGUGGGGUUCCCACGCAUGGGGGCCACACUCGGGGUGCCCGCUCCUCUGCUCCUCAUUUGGCUCGGCCGAUGAGCCCCAGGGACAAACUGCUUUUUCCUGUGCCGUGGGGCUUGCUCAGCAUCACCACGAAGACCUCCGGAAAUUACCCGAGUUGUCUCUCCAGGACCAGGUCAGAGGUGGUGGAUGGCCUGAGGGACCUGUCCCCUGUCCUCCUCGCCCGGGGCCUCAGUGGUUCUGUGGGUGCCCCGCAGUCCCCCCCAAGACUAGGAGAGCCAGUGGAACACCACGGGUCCCAGGAAGGAGGGGCACCUGCCAGCCGUCCUGCGUGGGGUGCGCUUUGCCCAGCGAGCCCCAGGUUUGCUUUCCCCUUCCCCACGGUACCAGCCACCCCGCCUCCCCACCCCCAGCCCCAUGGCCGUCCCUUCCACACAGUCCGAGCUCCUGCCGCUGGGCGCCGGGCAGGCCUCUGCCGCCUGUGGCCUCACUUUCCCCCUCCGGGUCAGGGACCGGGAACUCGCCAGGUCCCCACCAACUGCCCCCUCACACACUCUGACAAAACCUGUACUGAAACAUCUGCUGUGGGAUAGAAUUGUGCGAGCCCUACACGUGACGCUGACCUUGCCAAUCUGUUCAAGAUGCGCAAAGGCAACGAAGGGGGGCAGUUUGGAAAUGUGGCCGUUAUCACCUCCAGAAUUAUGCGGAGAGCUCUGUCCAGCUCCCGGAGUAUCACUGACUCGGGAGGCAGGCUCUGACACCAGGUGGUCAGUGACUUGUCCCAAACCAGCAGGCCAGCCAGAAGCCUCUGGCUCACCAGAAACCGUCCUGAGUGUGUAAGGGGUGUGAUUUGGGGCCGUGACGUUCCAGAAACCACCCCCCUUACCCUCGGGGCCGCUAUGUGUAAAUGCAGCGCUCUCCCUCUUGUACCUGAGCCCUGCCUCGUCCCCCCACCUACACCCAUCACACCCACCCGCUCCCCCCACACCCACCCUGGCUGAACUGUGUGCUUCUGGACAACCUGGAGACCCGUGCGGGCCGAGCACGGCAGCCCCAGGACGGAACCAGCUCCAGCAUCGCUGUUGGGGAGUCUGAAACCCUCCCCGAUACUUGCUGCCCAAAAAAUCCCUCCACACUUUGCUUUUGGGAAAAACGCACCACACACACACGCAGACACACACUCUCUCUCUCUCUCUCUCUCCCUCUCUCUCUCUCUCUCCAGUCCUUGGCCAGCUGGAGACCGGGACAGCAUCAGUGGCCCCAGAGCCGUGGGCAGGGCCACGGCACAUUCACAAGCCUCCAUAUGUGUAAGUUCUCCGAGGCCCAGCAGGAUGAGAUAGACCGUGGCGCUCACCCGGAGGCCGUGACGGCGUCCCCGCACUGCUCCCACCUCCCAAAUGCGGUCCUGUCAGAGGAAGGGCCGUGGAAACAAACAGGAGGCUUAAGGCUGCGGAGGGUGGCCUUCACCUGUUUUUAAUUGGGGCCGUUCAAACCUGGGCCCUCCCCCCAACAGACAGCUGUGUCCAGGGCUCAGGGCACGUGCUGUCCCGGCCAGGGCGACAAUGGCCCCGGGGCUCUCCGCUCGGAGACUCCUCAGAGGGACACGGCACUCUCCCCGUGCCACUGCCCUGCUCGUCGGUGGAGCCGCAGGAAGAGGCCGCAGGUGAGUUUUCAGGAACACAGAUGGGUUCACAAAAAAGACACCUUUGUAUAUUUUGCCGCCUUUCAUCUUACUGUGGACGUUUUCACUGCAUGCGUUAAUUUAAUUAAGUUGGUUUUAGGUAACACAUGGUCAGAAAGCAAAUAAAAAGCCACCGCCAGGCAGGACUGUCGCCCUGCGGCAGUAAGCGGCCCCCAGGGCCCACGCCGGGGAUGUCUGCUGCCGGCACGAGGGCCACACCUGUGUCACCACCUUGGCUCGGCCCAGACCAGACUCUCUCAGACUAGAAUCCAGGGCCGGGGGGUGACGCAUCCCAAAAACUUAAACUAUCACUUCCACGUACCUUCGCUUUGUGUAUCGUUUUGACAUUUUUUGCAUCUUGCCCCCAGUGUAAAUUGUCUCCAAGAAAAAAAAGAAAAUCGCUCGGUGCAAA